UUGUGGGUGAUAUCGAAUUCUUCUAUGAAGAGAGUGGUCUUAGUGGUCUCGAUCCCACAAACCACACGACCGUGGUGUUUACUCACCGUAUGGGGUUCAAUGGCGUUGUUUUCCGAGAGCUCUUUCCUUUCGGUGCGGGCCAUAACUAUCGCCUGGUUAGCCUCUGCAGGCGGGGGUAUGGAUCCAGCACGCCGUGAUCUGCAAAAUAACCGAAGCCACUCCAAAGUUCUGACAACGAUCUCAAGGAAUACCUACGUCUAGCCGGUCUAUCAUCAGGUUCCUGCCGACUUUCGCUGCUUCCCAGUCAAUUCCCAAGUAUGCGAACGCACAGAGGACUGGCGGGAUCAUUCUUAUUGGGUGGUCUUUUGGUGUUUUGUACCCCGGUACUGCUUUAACCAGCCAAGACGCACUGACAACCGAGGAACUACGUGAUCUAGAGAGCUACCUCCACACGGUUGCUUACUACGAUAUGAGCUUAGUAACAAUGGGCUUACCAAGCCCGAGGCCUUACCAGUCGUUUCUUUUUGCGCCUACCGUCGAAGAAUGAUGGGAGAU
This is a messenger RNA of Pisolithus orientalis, 555 nucleotides long. RefSeq lists its product as uncharacterized. NCBI's taxonomy places the organism in Eukaryota, Fungi, Basidiomycota, Agaricomycetes, Boletales, Pisolithaceae. The record is from RefSeq and is a predicted model, not a curated record. Bases 25 to 261 code for a protein of 78 amino acids. The transcript has 3 exons.